Molecule: messenger RNA, 3554 nt
Organism: Choloepus didactylus (southern two-toed sloth)
Lineage: Eukaryota; Metazoa; Chordata; Mammalia; Pilosa; Megalonychidae
Gene: GRHL1
Product: grainyhead like transcription factor 1
Exons: 16
Coding region: 145-2037 (630 amino acids)
Biological process (GO): regulation of transcription by RNA polymerase II
Cellular component (GO): nucleus
Molecular function (GO): RNA polymerase II cis-regulatory region sequence-specific DNA binding; DNA-binding transcription activator activity, RNA polymerase II-specific
Source: RefSeq, a predicted model, not a curated record
UCAGAGAGCGAGAAAAGCGAACCCAACCCGUCGGGGCCGCUGCUCCGGACGCACCGGACGCCGCCGCCUCCUCCCCCCGGGAUCCGGUGCACUGUCCCAACCCGAAAGUCCAGUUCUGCGGCCCGGCGGCGGCGAGCGAGCGCGAUGACACAGGAGUACGACAACAAACGGCCAGUGUUGGUUCUUCAGAAUGAAGCACUUUAUCCACAGCGUCGCUCCUACACUAGUGAGGAUGAAGCCUGGAAAUCUUUCCUGGAAAACCCACUCACUGCAGCAACCAAAGCGAUGAUGAGCAUCAAUGGAGAUGAAGACAGUGCAGCUGCACUGGGCUUGCUGUAUGACUAUUACAAGGUUCCAAGAGAGAGAAGGUCAUCAACAGCAAAACCAGAUGUUGAGCACCCAGAACCAGACCACAGCAAAAGAAACAGCCUACCAAAUGUGACUGAUCAGCCCCUCAUUUCUGCGGGAGAAAACAGAGUGCAAGUACUGAAAAAUGUGCCGUUUAACAUUGUCCUUCCUCAUGGCAACCAGCUGGGCAUUGAUAAGAGAGGCCAUCUAACAGCUCCUGAUACAACAGUCACUGUCUCCAUAGCAACGAUGCCUACCCACUCCAUCAAGACAGAGACCCAGUCACAUGGCUUUGCUGUGGGAAUCCCCCCAGCAGUGUAUCAUCCUGAGCCCUCUGAACGUGUGGUAGUUUUCGACCGGAACCUUAGUACCGACCAGUUCAGCUCUGGUGCUCAACCCCCAAAUGCUCAAAGGCGUACUCCAGACUCUACCUUUUCAGAGACCUUCAAGGAAGGCGUUCAAGAGGUUUUCUUCCCCUCGGAUCUCAGUCUGCGGAUGCCUGGCAUGAAUUCAGAGGACUAUGUUUUUGACAGUGUUUCUGGGAACAAUUUUGAAUAUACCCUGGAAGCUUCAAAAUCACUUCGCCAGAAGCCAGGAGACAGCACUAUGACGUACCUGAACAAAGGCCAGUUCUAUCCUAUCACCCUAAAGGAAGUGAGCAGCAAUGAAGGAAUCCACCACCCCAUCAGCAAAGUUCGAAGUGUGGUCAUGGUGGUAUUUGCUGAAGACAAAAGCAGAGAAGAUCAGCUAAGGCAUUGGAAAUACUGGCACUCCCGGCAGCACACUGCUAAACAAAGAUGCAUUGACAUAGCUGACUACAAAGAAAGCUUCAAUACCAUCAGUAACAUAGAGGAAAUUGCUUAUAAUGCCAUUUCUUUCACUUGGGACAUUAAUGAUGAAGCAAAGGUUUUCAUCUCUGUGAACUGCUUAAGCACGGAUUUUUCUUCUCAGAAGGGUGUGAAGGGGUUGCCUCUUAACAUCCAAAUUGACACCUAUAGUUAUAACAACCGUAGCAAUAAGCCUGUGCAUCGGGCCUACUGCCAGAUAAAAGUCUUCUGUGACAAGGGAGCUGAACGGAAAAUCAGGGAUGAAGAACGAAAACAAAGCAAAAGAAAAGGCAAGUGUACUGACCCCAGCUCUCAGUUGAAUGCCUUUUCUGACGUUAAAGUGCCACUGCUUCCCUCUCACAAACGAAUGGACAUCACGGUUUUCAAACCCUUUGUUGAUCUUGAUACCCAGCCUGUCCUCUUCAUUCCUGAUGUGCACUUUGUCAACCUUCAACGGGGCACUCAUGUUCUUCCCAUUGCCUCAGAAGAAUUGGAGGGUGAAGGAUCUAACAUGAAAAGGGGGCCAUAUGGAACAGAAGAUGAGUUUGCUACUUCACCUCCUACUAAACUGACCCGAAUAGAAGAACCAAAGAGAGUUCUACUCUAUGUUCGAAAGGAGUCAGAAGAAGUCUUUGAUGCCCUGAUGCUCAAGACUCCGUCUUUGAAAGGCUUAAUGGAAGCUAUCUCAGACAAGUAUGAUGUUCCCCAUGACAAGAUUGGGAAAAUAUUUAAGAAAUGUAAAAAGGGGAUACUGGUGAACAUGGAUGACAACAUUGUGAAGCAUUAUUCCAAUGAAGAUACCUUCCAGUUACAAAUUGAGGAAGCAGGAGGCUCAUACAAACUCACCCUCACUGAGAUCUAAAGGCAUACUGGCCCACAACUUCAUGAGUUAAAUGAAGGUGUUAAGUAGAUCUUAUUGUUUGGCAAGCUGUAGGCAUACCAGUCAACUACCUUCCAAAUGUGGAUGGAUGUCAGGAGAAGUAUUUGGCUUGAAGAUAACGUUUAAUAUAUUGCAUUGGCCUUUUUCAGGUGACAGAGAAAUCCAUAUACCAUUAUGUUUGCAUUUUCUAGUACAGAUACUUAGGAUUAAAAAUGAAAACUUUGUUCUAAAAUUUAAUAGAUUAUCUUGGAAUCUUUAGGCUAUCUAGUUACAUUAUUUAUAAAAAUAUUGGGCUACCUACCUUCUGUCUCUUCAUUGGAACUCAGAAAAAGCAAUAGGCUUGGCUUUAAGGGUUUUGUGCUCUUGCCUGAACUCAGUAUAACUCGGACUGCCUCAGGUUAGAGAAAGUUGCAUCUGAAGAAUAAAGGGAUGAGCCCCUUUCUCCCUUAAACUCUAAUCCUCCAAUAAAUGUUUACUAGAAUAGGGCAUGUUACUGAAAUCUUCCUUUGCAACUUUCUUGGACAUAUCAACUGUCUUUCUUAUGAAGAAUUUAAAUGGAUUACAGUAUGAAAUCAGUUAAGAUAAAGCUGCAUUGUAUAUAAGUGCAAUAUAUUUUUGAAGGUCUGUUUCUGUAAAUGUGUACAUACAUGUCUUAUAUAAAUAUAUAAUAUAUAAAUAUGGUAUCUGUGUACAUAUAGUGAAGAUAUUCAAUAAGAUCUACCUUAAAGAGGUUCUCUAGACAAAAGGUUAAGUUAUUUUUGAUAAUGUGCACCAAGCAGUUAGAAUACUGUGUUUAGUGGAACCCACUAAAAAGCUUUCUGUGUUUUCCCAAACACAAGCAAUCAUUCCAUAGUAUAGCAAACCUUCUCAAAUGACAGAGAUUCUGUUUGCUAUUGAGAAUAUUAUUUUUUGGAUUUCUGCACUGUUUAACGAAUGAAGUAGAAGAAAAAUACUACUGCAAUGCAUGUCUGUUGUGUUUGCUUGUAUUAGUCAGAUGUGCCUAUAAUACAGAGGAACAAACACAGUAAUUACAACAGGCAUAUUGCAGUUAUUGUGAACUAAGCUAUCCAGCUCAGAAUGCAGCUCUUCCUGAUAUUCCUGUUAUAAGAAAUUAUUUUUAUUUUAUCAUGUUUCAGAGCCUUUAAGCUUUGAUUAUCUUGUAUGUUAACAAUUCUAAAAAGCAUUCAUGAAUUUAUGAGAAUAUAUUACUAUGGCAGGGGAACAUUUUCUACACAUGUUUAAAUAUAUAAAAAUACUAAAAAAUGUAAGUUCAUCACAGAAAUAAAAUCAUGGGUAUCUUUAGGUUUUGGAAACUAGAAUAGGUCAUUUGUAUAAGUAGAAUUGAUGGAUAUUCUAAUGAAGUCUGUGAACUAAAUUGUGGGUUUUCUAAUAUAAGAUACAAUGGGACACGGGUCAUAUACUAUUUUAUAUUUUAUUUUAUGACAUUGAUUUUGUCUUUGUUGUUUUUAAUUGUAUAAUUGAAGAUGUAUUUUAAACCA